Messenger RNA from Xyrichtys novacula (pearly razorfish), 11646 nucleotides. The record is from the annotation of a GenBank genome assembly. NCBI's taxonomy places the organism in Eukaryota, Metazoa, Chordata, Actinopteri, Labriformes, Labridae.
AUGUCUGUAGAGAUGCACGUCGUCCGGGAUGUUGAGGAGAACUUUCAGGAAAGAGGACCUACUGUCACGUUCAACAACCUGCACUAUUCCAUACAGGAGAGAAGAUUAUUUCGCAAGAUCGGUCCUGUCAAAUACAUCCUCAAAGAUGUGAGGUAGGAUAUGAUCUCCUGCAAGUUAUGCUUUCGCUUCAGCUGCUUCAUAUCUUUCAUAUCUCACAAUAAGUAACGUGAUAUCAGCGAGUUUAAGUUUGUGGCUAUUUCAGCGGAUAAAGAUGUAGAAAAAGUUUAUCUGCAGUAUUUUUACUAAAGGUAGAAAAACGAAAAAACAGAGUCAAAAAUAUUCUGUCAGUGAUCACAUUUAAGGCCUGAGGGAAAGCAUUAUAUAAGAUUUUGUGACGGGCUGUCUUCUGAAAUGUAAAGACGACAUUCAGGAUUCCAAUUUUGGUGCGUCACUUAAAAUUCUACGAUAUUUCUAACAUUAGAAUGAAGUUAGCUGACGUUCACCACACUGAGCACUGUGGUGGACUGAAGAGUACAGUUUUAGGAGAUUUGACGAGAAGUGAAAUAUUCUGGGAUUACCAUUUUUAAACUUAUGUGAGAAACACGCACAAAAUAAUUGCCAAGUGUUGUCAUUGACAAAUUCAUAAUGGUUCAGAAGUUUAAAUAGAAACUGGCCUCUACACUGACUAAACACACUUGGACAAGCAAAGAGGCAGGAGGUCUGGUAAACUCUCUCACAGUUCAGCUUUUUGUCUUUUAGAAAAACAUUUUAAGAGUGAAGUAUUUCUCCUCUCAAGAGCACAAAGAUCACUGCACACUUUUAUAACCAGCAGGCUUCACAACUACAAUAAUAAAAAUAACACUCUCCUAUCUAGUCUACCGAAGAACACAAUAAACCAGCUGCAGUUCAUUCAAAAUGCAAAAACCAAGAGCAGAGUACACACACACACACACACACACCUUUUAAAGAAUCUGUACGCUGCUGUGAUCGGCUUUUGUACGACUCUCUGAAUUGUUUUAUUGAAGGCGAGUCGUGGCCUUGCACCAGACUACAGCUCUUAGUUCAUGAAUAGAAGACUCCUCUCUCUGCUUUUCUCCUCUUUAGAGCUGUUUCACAGAGUUGUACAAAAACUGGAGAUGGCGCUGGUGAGACAGUCUGGGUUUAAAUGUGGACUAAAAACCUCUCUUUUCAUGCAGGUUUUAUCAUUUCAACAAUCAUACUUUUAUUGUUUUUUAACUUUUUUUUUAACCUUUGAAUGAACAAUAGUGUUCUAAUUGCAGAUUACAGAUACAUUCAGAAAACCCCAGAACAGACACCAACCCCCCAGCCCCCAUCCAGAUGGACGUGUAAAGUUAACAGUAAAUGAAAGACAAACAAAAGUAAAGGAGUAAAAAAUGGUUGAUAGAGAAAGAGAAAAAGUGGGUAAAUAAUAAUUAAGUGAAUAAACUAAUGUAUGAAUAGAUAAAAAAAUAAAUUUAAUUUAAAAAAAAACACUGCCAUAUCUGAUGUUCUGUAAGAGUUGACCUCAUAGGUGGGACAGAAAGGAAUUUCCUUUUUUUUUUUCAGGAUAUAUAAAACGUUCAAUGUGAUGUAACUGUAGCUGCGUAUAUAUAUAUUUAGUUUUCCUGUCGUCUUCUGUCUGUAUUUGAGAUGUUUCCCCCCUUUUUUCUUUGUUGUUUGCUUGUUUUGUUUAAUUGUGUCUUGUGGGUGGAUGGAGGGGGAUGAAGCAUUGCCAACUGAUGACUUCUGUUGGACGUAACUGUAUAUAUGUGGCGAUGCUACUGAAUAAAAAUAACAAAUGAAUAAAUAAGAGCAACAGUUGUAAUACUCGAUAAAAUAGUAAAUAAAUGAAUGAAUACGUAGACUAAUAAGAUAAAUAAAAAACAUAAAUUUCUGAGUUGGCAGGUAGUAAAAAAUAUCAAUCAAUUAAAAAUAAAUAAAUAAGUUGGUAAUAAUAAAGAAUGUAUAAUAAUAAAAUAAAUAUAAAUUGAAUGGAUUUGUAUGAAAGAUAGUUUCAUUUAUCGUCUCUGUUGCUGUUUGUGUUUUAAAAAUGCAGAUUUCAGGGAUAACUGUUUUAAUUAUCUGAUAAUACUUAUAUUGAUCUGAUUGUUGUUACAGCGGAAUCAUGAGACCCGGGAUGAACGCCAUUAUGGGCGCCACUGGCAGCGGUAAAACCUCGUAAGACACAAACAUUUGAACACACAGGUGAUGUCUCCCUCCCUCCCUCACAGAGACCCCAGAGACACGAUCAUUUUCUCUGCCUCUCUCUCUCUCUCCCUCUCUCUCUCUCUCUCUGUCAGACUGCUGGAUGUGAUCGCAGGAAGGAAAGACCCCGCAGGACUGAAGCAGGGAAAAGUCAUGGUGGAUGGAAAAGUGGUCACGUCUGAGCUCAGACUCAGCUCUGCAUACGUGGUUCAGGUACAAAAACAGACACAGGUGUGCUUUAACAUCAUGUGACCGUGCACGCCCAUGUCUUUAUCGCACGCACGUAUGUUUCCAGGAUGAUAUUCUGAUGGGCACCCUGACUGUGAGGGAGAACCUUCUGUUCAGUGCCAACCUGCGACUCGACCCAAAGCACCACACCCCCUCUGAUAAGAACAGCCAAGUGGACGCUAUCAUACAGGACCUGGGCCUCACAGACUGUGCAAACACCAAGGUACGCUGAAUAUCUUCUACUCAAAGAUACAUGGAUGCUCUCUCCAACAGAAAUUUUCAGUAUCUUUGGUCUCUGCCAGAACAAAAACAACCAAAGAAAACUGUGUUACAGUAAAUAAUUUUUAAUAAAUGAUGCCUGUAGAAGUGAUAAAGAACAUAGUUGGCUUUGCUCUGAAUAGGAUAGAAUUGUUUCUUCCUUAUUGUUUUUCCUCUGCUCUGGGAUCAUGAUCAUUUAAAAACAGACACCUUCGUCCCCCUCUGCUCGAUUUAUUGGAAGCAAACAUGACCCACUUGUUUAGUUUAAUCAAGUUUGACUUUCUUUUGGGUUUGAGUCACUGGGAGAUCCUCCUUUCUUUAAGUCAGAUAGAUGGAAUCGUCAUGAGUUUGUCUACUUUGCUCAGACACCUCAGGAUUCACAUACCCAUAAUAACAUGUUUUACUCUCAUUGAAAAAAUAUUGUACAAAAAACAGAAUAAAAGUUUGUCUAAAAAAAUGAAAGAGGGGGGAAAUAUUCAUACAAAAAAAAAAAACAAAGAAAAAAACAGUACAUAAAACAGAAUAAAAGUUUGUCCAAAAAAACAGAAAGACGAAAAAAAGUCUAAAAAAAAGAAGGGGGAAAAAAAUAGUACAAAAAGCAAAAUAAAAAUGUGUCCGAAAAACAAAAAGACUAAUAAAUAGUAAGAAAAAUAGAAAGAGGGGAAAAAUAUUAGUAUGAAAUACAGAAGAAAAAUUUGUCUGAGAAACAGAAAGACGGAAAAAAAAUACGAAAAAAAAAGGAUAAAAAAAUUAGUCAGAAAAACAGAAAGACAUGGAAAAAAUAUCAUCAAAAAAACAGAAGAAAAAAAUAGAAAAACAGGAAGAAGAAAAAUUACUAUAAAAACUGUUUUGUUUUUAUUUUGUUGUAAGUGAAUUCAAUAUGCUUCUGUACAAAUUAACUUCAGGCAUCAAUUUCAACUUUGUUAUCUUAAACAGGAUGUUUGUUUUGCACAGCGAGGUCGAACCCAAACACAUACAUAAAACACAAACAGGAAGACUCAAAUAUAAAACACAUUAAAACACAAGAUCCAUAAACACAAGAAUCUGUCAUGUGACCAAAGUAAAGGGUGCUGGUUUGGAGCACAUAUACUGAGGCUGAACUUUGAAAACUGGGGCCUGAAGCUCGACUCCCACCUUCUGCUGUAGUCCUCAAAGUACAGUACAUGUGCAAAAAAAGAUUAUUAUGUAAUAUCAUCGCUCACCUGUGUUCUUCAGCAUUUAAUCGUGUGUGUGUUUGUGUGUGUGUGUGUUUGUGUGCAGAUAGGGACCGAGUUUCUGCGUGGUGUAUCUGGAGGUGAGAGGAAGCGCUGCAGCAUCGGGAUGGAGCUUAUCACCUCCCCCUCGUUGCUGUUUCUGGAUGAGCCGACCACCGGCCUGGACUCUAACACAGCAAACUGCAUCAUCGGCCUGCUGCACAAGUACAACACUAUAACUAUUUAAUCCCAGCACAGACUCACACAUAAGGCACGAAUGAAACAAGUGAAGCAUUCACCGCCGCUGCUGCUGCUGCUGCAGAAGACGGCGGGGUAAAACAGCGGGCAAAGAACCGCUGACUGUCAACUCUCAUUAACGUCCACUUGUUUUAGAGCAGCGCCACUUUAACUGAUGCGUGGUUAAUCAGCAGCAUCUUCAUUAUUUACUUCACUUUAGAGUUCACUGUGACAACAUGGAUGUUAGUAAAUGUCCCUGUGUGUGUGUGUGUGUGUGUGUGUGUGUGUGUGUGUGUGUGUGUGUGUGUGUGUGUGCAGGCUGUCCAGAAGAGGAAAGACUGUGAUCUUCUCCAUCCACCAGCCACGCUACUCCAUCUUCAGACAGUUUGACCACCUGACUCUGAUGCAUAAAGGAGAGGUGGUGUAUGCAGGAGCAGCAGGCCAGGCGCUGGAGUACUUCACAGACCUGGGUAUGUGUGCGGACGAUGGACACGAUGAUGGGACCUUUUUAAAGAUUAAAAUGAAUCCUGACAAAGAGAGAUGUGGUUUUAUGUUGGGAUCAGGACGACCUGAGUCUUUGAUUUUCUCAUUAGCGUUAACUUUAAUAUGUGACCGUGGUGCUAUGCUCCUCAGUCGGCAAAAGGUAGAUUACCUUCUCCAGGUCGGAGGGGCGGUCCUGCCUCAUGUGGAGGAGUUCAAGUGUCUCGUACCUCACCUAUGUUUACUAAUUUUAUCCUCAAACUCUGGACUUUCACACCAAAACAUUUAUAUUUUUACAGGCUACCAAAUCGAACCCUUCAACAAUCCUGCAGAUUUCUUCAUGGACAUCACCAAUGGAGAAGCAAAAUCUACAUCAGAACCAUCUACUGCAGGUAACCAUUAACACACACACACACACACACACACACAUCCGGAAGUUGGAUGUCGGAGCUGGGAAUGACGUCACACGAGUUGACGGUGUUCUAGUAAGCAAUAUAUUUUUUUGGAGGAUGGUAGGGGAAAGUCCCGCCUCCUUCGCCUCUGAUUGGCUAGAAAAGCUGGAAACAUCAUCACACGCUCAGGCCAAACACGGGCUGUCGGCUCUGUACAUCGAACAGAACAUCACAGAACAUUAUCGCACUUCUGAAUCUCCUAACCCUAACCCGCGACUGCGAUGACGUUUCACAGCCAUUAAGAAUAACCAAUCAGAGCCCAGCACUUCUAGCCAAUCAGAGGCGAAGGAGGGCGGGACCUUUCCCUACCAUUCUACAAAAAAAAAUUCGCUUCCAGUAAACAAGUCGGAAAACCAAGUUGUCGUUAGUUGUUGUUAGCUAUACCAGUUGUAGACAAACAUAACAGUAUUUUACUCUCACAAACACCACAGCGCCGUGUUCACAGUUAGACAAAUAAACUACUUAUGUAAUUUCAUAAAAACAGAACAGAAGUGCUAAUAAAUAAAACAUUACGAAAGUUUUCACUGUUGAUGCGCUGCGCUGCCAUCUUGGAUUCUGACGUUGUCGUCAAGUCGAGGUUGAUGAGGAUCGUCCGACUUCGGGGGGGCGUUCCAGAUGAAUUUCCGACUCAGAGCUUGGAAAUCAAGACUUCUGAGAACAACUGGAACCCAGCAUUACUGUCCCUCCACAGGUUGCAGGACUUGCAGGACAACCUCGUUGUGAUGACCACACUGACAGGAAGUGAUAAAACCAUAUUUUCAUGAAGUAAACACUUUUAAAACUUGAUAGAUUCAGAUGAAUCCCAGACGCCGUGAUGAUGUUUGUCAUUAUUAAACUGUUUGACCCCUGUGUAAAACAGGUAAAGGUGGUCGUAUAACUCUUAUCUAUAUUAAACUAUUGUAUAUGCAGUAAAGAAGUUUGUGUUGGCAAAAGGGGGGUAGGAGCUCGAUAAGUUUUAAACUUCAUCCUACUCCUUUUCGGACAAUGUUGUUGGUUUUCUUUUUCUUCCUGAUUUGUAUUUUACUGUCUUAUUUGAUUAAAUAAUGUUCGAAAUAAAAAAAAUAAAUAAAUAAAUAAAAAAGUCAGAGGUAUAACUGCUCUUGUCUGCGUUUACAGUAGAGAGUAAAAACCCACUGGCGACCCAGUACCGCCAGUCCAAACUGUGCCAGGCUACCCUGGAGGAGCUGGACCACGUGGACCAGAGCAUCGCUGGAGGGGCCGGAGGUCAAGACAAGGUGGCUGACUACGUGACAUCCUUCUUCUAUCAGGUCAGCCAUCUCACAUCAACAUUUAUCAACAUUAAAAACCGCUGAAGUAACGGCGUGUUUCAGGGCGUCACAGCCUCAGUUGUUCAUGAAAAACACAAAGUGACUUUAUGACGUUGUGUCUCCGAGUUUAAUGACGGUGCCAGCCGGUCUUUACGACUUCAGCUUGGCUGCCCGCUGAAUGAACCCUGUUUAUAAUAUCUGUCACCACACCCAUAUAAAAAAGUCUUUUCUGUGUGUGUGUGUGUGUGUGUGUGUGUGUGUCUGUGUGUGUGUGCGCACGUGUAUGUGUGUGUGUGUGAAUGUGUGGUAGAUGCGUGUGGUGUGCGGCAGGACAGUGCAGAACACUCUGAGGAACCCUCAGACCUCUUACGCCCAGUUGGCUCUGAACAUCUUCUUUGCCAUUCUGGUGGGACUCAUUUAUUACCAGAUGUCAUUAAAGCUGCCGGAGGCCAUCCAGAACAGGUACAUGACCCCGAACCUGCAGCCAGCCGCGCUCACAUACUGGGCCUUUAUCAGACCUCUGCAGUCAAUACAAAAAAGAAAAAAGAAAAAAGAAAAUGUGAUUAUGAAGAUCUCCUCUUUAGAAAAAUAAACAGAAAGAUUCACUGUUUUCAAUAUGAAGAAGUGCGAAGGUACGAGGGCUGGAGUCAGUUUAUAACUCCAAAUGGAGUGGGACGAUACGAGCGAGUUUAUUGGGCAUGAAACUGAAGAGAGGAUGACAUUUGCUGACAUUUCUGCUUAAGUAUCCAACAGAUAGAGCGAUCCUUAUCUCUCUCUCUCUCUCUCUCUCUCUCUCUCUCUCUCUCUCUCUCUCUCUCUCUCUCUCCACAACAGGACUGGGGCGUUCUUCUUCCUUAUCAUCAACAUGGUGUUUGGAAACCUCUCUGCUGUUGAACUCUUUAUCAACGAGAGAGCGAUCUUCAUGUGAGUGACAGAUAACGGUGAUGUAACUGUGUGCUGAAGAGCAGAUUUACAUGUUUUCCGUCUUCACACAGACAUGAAUCCCUUUAAAAUCUUCAUUUAAAGGUGUAAUCUGCUGAUUUUAUUCACAGUGAUGUUUGUUAGGAGCUCAAAAGACCAUCAGCAGUCAGAUUGAUUAUCACUGAAAUAUGACUCAUCAGAGAUUUCCCACCAGUUACAGACAUUCUGGAUCAAUCACAGAUCUUUAUUAGAGGAUAUCAGCCUGCUGUGAGAAAACGCCGACUCAGACCGUCAAAAAAAAAAAAAAAGACACUUAAAGGGAUAUUCCGGCGUGAAAUUAAUUUAGGGUCAAACCCACUGUAACACCGAGUUAGACCCCCCCUCCAGAGAUGAAUGUUGUCGACCGCUUGCUUCUCUAGUUAUACCAACUUUAGUAACGACCGCAGGAUAGAAAUACAGAGAGCCACGCCCCCAACCAAAACGCCACUCUGUAGCCACAAAUAAUGCUCAGAACAGCACCUAACUUCAUCAACAGGACAUAUAGGGUCACAGACAUAGUACUAGACACCAAACAUCUUUUUAACUUUGACUCAUUUCUUUAGCAAAGAGACUAAACACAACUCACCUACUCUCUUCCAGCAGACGCUUGUUCUGCGUAUCAAGUGUCAAUCAUAGAUCAUCAACUACAUAUCAACAUAGGGGGAGAAACAUUUAUAUUCUGUGUCAUUCAUUUAUAAAGUUUGUCCACAGCUCCAUAAGGAGGCGGGGUUUAUGACCUAUACUGCAGCCCGCCACCAGAGGGCGCUGUUCUCAUGGUGGCUUCACCCAGCGAGGAGGCAGACAGCGUUUUCCAUUCUAUAUACAGUCUAUGGUUUAGUCUCCUUGCUAAAGAAAUGCAUCAAAGUUAAAAAGAUGUUUGGUGUCUAUAUAUAUAUAUAUAUAUAUAUAUAUAUAUAUAUAUAUAUAUUAGCAGGUUAAAAUUCAUUUUUAUCUCUGGAGGGGGCGGGGUCUAACUCGGUGUUACGGUGUGUUUGACCCUAACUUAAUUUUAUGCCAGAAUAUCCCUUUAAGUCUGUACUGAGGGAAAACAUACAGAGAUCACAGGUGAGGAACCAGCACACCUGACUGAAGUGAGCUAAAGAGGCGCGGUCAGGUCAUCGGUCAUGACACCAGCUGGUUCAUUAACCUGAUCUGGGAUCUGCUUUAGUCUCUCUGUGUGAGUAUAUCUGCCUCUUACCUUCAGUUGGUGUGUUGGUACUCCACCUGCUGUCUCCUCCACAUUAUAAGAUAAAGACAGAGGAUCGAGGACCACCAACCAAGAUGAACAGAGGAGAGAGUUUAGGGGGACAUACAGGAGUGCGGCCGCAGGUCGGACGCAAACCCCGGGGUUUUUGGGGCAGGAAGAUAAAAGUUUGAUGUUCAGCUGUUCAGCAUCAGGCUGCGGUUGUGAAGCGUUCAUUUUCCUGACUGUUUUAGGGGAUUAUUAUUAUGAUCAGACAUUACUAAAGUGGUCUUUGUUUGUCUGUGUGGACCUGAUCUUUCUCAUGUGUGUUUUUUACGAGUCACUCAGGAGUCUUUGCUUUGUCUGCCGCAGUCACGAGAACUCCAGCGGUUAUUACCGGACCUCCGUCUACUUCCUGUCAAAGAUCUUUGCUGACCUCAUCCCCAACCGCAUCAUCCCCAUCUUUGUGUUUUCAGCCAUCGCCUACUACAUGAUGGGUGAUUAUCACCGAGCACUUAGCCUCCACAAACACACACACCACACUGGAGAUCAGUCCUCUGUGAUCUGCUUCUGUGUUUCUCCACAAAUUGACUUGAAGUGAUUAAACUGAACAGUGAUGCUCUCUGAAGAGAUUUGGUUUCUUCUCAGUGGGGUUCCACUUUAGAGACACAAAGUCCAGGUCACGAGGAUCUGCCUGAAUCCGGUUUUGAAGUCGACUUUUGUUUCACGUUCUCCUUUUGUGUCUCUGCGCUCACCUCUCAGGUUUGAAGCCCGCCUUCACCGCCUUCCUGUGUUUCGCUCUCACCAUGUCUUUGGUCAGCCUGGCUGGGGUCGGACUGGCCUUCCUGGUCUCAGCCAGCGUGUCUUCAUUCGCCAUGGCGAACAUCCUCAUCGCUCUGCCCUUCGUCUUCAUGAUGGUGAGAUGUAAAGACUCGUUCAGGAUCCACAUGAGGGUGUGUAAUCUCAGCUCUCUUUCACAUGUCCUUCCCUCGUCUUUUAGGUCUUUGGUGGUUUUCUUGUCAACCUCAACCACAUGCUGAAUUGGCUCUCCUGGCUCAAGUGGAUCAGUAUCUUCAAAUAUGGACUUGACGUAAGAUAGAAGACAGAGGGAUGCAGCUUUCAGGGUCAGAUUACCUCCAUCUUUCUACUGUGAGGAGAUUAAAUCCAGUUUUUCUUUCUCAGGCUACGUUCAUCAACGAGAUGGCAGGACAGCUGUUUGAGAGCGGCUCCACCGUGUGAGUACAGAGUCAUGAUAAAGCUUCUCACUUUAACACAACGACACCCACUCGUUCUGAGUCUCUCUGCUCUGUGCUGCAGCGUCCCCGGGGAGGCCUUCCUGGACAUCCAGGGUAUCGACUACUCCAGGUGGGGCUUCUGGCAGAACCAGGUGGCUCUGCUGGGAAUCACGUUGGUCUGCAUGUUCCUGUCCUAUGUGCAGCUGCGCCGAAUCAACCGCUGGAAAUGAAGCACGUCCGCCUGUCCCUGUAUCCAUGAACCAAGAACUGUCUUUAUCUUAUUUAUUUAACAAGCCUCGACUUCGGGCUAUCGUCGAAACCCGAGAGGUGAUUUGUUCUUUUGUAUGUGGACCAGGUCGAAUAAGUACAAGAGACGAUAAGGGCCACAUGAAGAGGAAUAAAUGAUUACAGGAAGGAGAUUCAAGUCGAAAUUUCAGGAUUAAAGUUGAAAUUUUAAGAUGAAUAAGUUAUGUCAUUGAUGUCAAAUUUUCAAGAUCAAAAUUUUAGUUUCGAGAUUCCAAAUGUCAAAACGUCAUGAAUAAUGUCGAAAUUUAGAGAUAAAAAAUAACAUUUUGAGAAUAUAGUCAACAUUUCAAGAUUGAAGCCAAAAAAUUUCAAGAUUAAAAAUCAAAAUUAUGUCAAUAAAGUCAAAAUUUUGAGAUUACAAAAUGUCGAAAAUGUUGUGACUUUUGAGAUAAUUUUUUUUCUGAGAAUAAAGUCAAAAUUUCAAGAUUAAAAACUGAAAUAUUAUCAAUAAAGUAAAUUUUUUUUUAGUUUAAAAAUGUAGAUUUCAAGAUUAAAGUCGAAAUAUCUAGAUUAAAAACUGAAAUAUCAAUAAAGUCAAUUUUUUUAGUUUGAAAAUGUAAAUUUCAAGAUUAAAGUUGAAAUGUCAAGAAUACAAAAUGUUGAAAUUUAAGAUUAAAAAAAUUCAAGAUUUAAGUCAAAAUUUCGAGAUUAGGUUGACAUGAAUAGAGCUGAAAUUUCAUGUAAUAAAUCGAAAUUUCAAGAUUAAAAUAGAAAUUAUGAGAUUGAAGUCGAAAUAAGAGUACUAAAGUUGACGCAAAUAAAGAAGAGAUUUCAUGAAUAAAGUCAUAAUGUUGAGAUUAACUUUAAUAAAUCACCACUAUUGUCACUCAUCACAUGUAGAAGAGUUUGUAAAGCUGUUCUUUAGAACUGGAUUCAGUAAUAAGGAAAUCCUCGUUCUUUUAGGGCACAAACACAGUGUGGUCAUAAAUCUUUGGACUCUGAAAAGACCGAGUCGAGGAUUUUGACUCGACAGAAGAAAAAAACAGACAGACUUGAAGGUCUUUAAUUUAUUAUAUUUCGACUUUUUUAAAUUUCAACUUUAAUCUCCAAAUGGAAAUUAAAAAAAUCUCCCUCCUGUAAUUAUUUUUUUCUCUUCCUGUGGCCCUGAUCCUCUUUUGUAAAUAAACUCUCCUGAGUGAAAAAACUGAAUUUAUUUAUGAUUUAAAAUCAAAGCGCCUCUCUGUCUCUUUGUCUCGUCCUCGUAAACAAACACACGUGUUGUAACACUCGAGUCCUCGGUGGAUUAGCCGCCUCCAGGCACACCUGGUGUGUGCACGAGGGCGAUGUUCGACAACCACCCAGCUGAUGUCUAAGUCCUCUCUAAUCUCUUUACACUGAGUCCACAUGAACCGUGCUGCAGAGGAGAUGAGCCUGAUCUACAUUUUAUUAUCUACAUUACACCAGCAUUUUAAAGUACCAGAGAACUCAGAGAGGUUGACCUUUUUUAUUUACAGGAGUCUCACAGAUUUGUAUUGUUACAAACUUCAGGAGAGUUUUACAGAAAUAAUUAUAACUUAUUGACAAACUUGAUUUCAGGACCAAGAAUCAUCACAUUCCAGCAUAUAAAGUGUAUAUUUGUUGUUUGUCAUAAUGUGUUGUUCAUAAUCAGUAAAAUACCAAGAUUAAACUUUUGAUUAUAAA